Molecule: messenger RNA, 1043 nt
Organism: Trematosphaeria pertusa
Lineage: Eukaryota; Fungi; Ascomycota; Dothideomycetes; Pleosporales; Trematosphaeriaceae
Exons: 2
Coding region: 130-885 (251 amino acids)
Source: RefSeq, a predicted model, not a curated record
AUUUUUCGCCCGCACCCUGCCAGAACACCCGACCACCGCCAACGUACUCGUUACCGACAACUAUUCGAGAAGAUAACUGAUAUUAUUCGAUCCUCUACACGCAAGCAUCAACGGCUCACGUCCGCUGACAUGCCGACAAAUUUCCUCAGCCUCCCCAGCGAAGUCCGCAACGACAUAUAUGAACAACUCUUAGUGCUCCAAACACCCGUUGCGUGCCCCACACACCCUUGGCUUGGGCGCUCGCAAGUCCGAGUGCUUACUCCGGGCCUGCUUCUCGCGAACAAGGCGGUCCACAGCGAAGCUAGCUCGCUGCUUUAUGCCCAGAAUCGCUUCGAUUUCACCUUGUGCACCCCUGAGCACGUAGCCUCGUUCCUCGAGCAAAUCGGCCGCAACAACGCAGACUACAUCCGACACAUCCGUAUCGAUUUUCCGGAUUUCGGCUACCUGGAACCCAAUGAUGUCACCUUCGAGGACGACAGCCUUCGCAUCCUCGCGAAGAUCCAGAGCGACUGCGCCAACCUGAGCACGCUUACGACGUCCCUCUCCAGCACAUAUGCCAUGGAGCUCAGGCUCGAUGCGCUAGACAACUUCAGGGUCGUUGGUGAGGCGUUAAAGCUGGUCAAUACUCGCUUCAGAGCCAUUUCGUCCCUACAAGAGAUCAUUGUCGAGGUGUACGAGGAUGGCCCAAGUGAUCAUAUGAGGAGGGAAAUGAAGAGUCACGGAUGGACAAUAAGUACAACGGAAUAUGUGGAAGAGUCUGGCUUCGACGAGUCAUUUAGUGACCUUGAAGAUUAUUAUUCGGGUUAUGAUGAUGAUGGUGGCGAUUGUGAUGAUGAUUAUGACAUUGACAAUGACAGUGACUUUUGGAGAAGGGCGGGAGACUGAAUUCACCUGCAUUCACUCACACUAUCGAGAGCAGGAGCGAGAAGAGAAAGACUAAUGAGCCGCGGAGGCAGAGGCUUGGUCGCGAGUGCGGACGACUACUUAGACAGACUCUCAGCGGCCCUGGGUAUGCUAGCAUUAAUAUCCAACUCUAACUCCAC